CAAAAGGCUUAAGUAUCUUUCUUCGCAGUAGCAUUUUUAUUUUACAAAUUACAUCCAGUUGCAUUCCUUGCCUUUACUUAGCUUUGCAGACAAGCCUUAAACAGAAUUAUCAGGAAAGUCCUACUGUACUGAAAUGUGUAAGACGGUGCAAGAAGGGAGGGAGCGGGCACUCACAACCGGGUAACCCACUCACCCCUUUCCUCCAUGGAAGACUAUUUUAAGCCCAGGGUUACAUUUCGGAUUUUUAAACAUAUCGAGCUACGUCUCUAGAAACGGGACACCCGAUCCCGUCAUCGACCCAAGGAGCACCGGACGCGGCUCUUGUGGGCAGAUGCAGCAACCCCACUUCGCAGCAGCUAGAGAGGCUUCGCGGGCGGAUCGCUCUCCGCAAAGGCAAAGCGGAGGCGGCUCGUCCAGGAGGGGAAGCCAGGCAAGGCUUCCAAAAACGUAGAGCGCAACCGAGCAAGCCGAAAGGGCAACUUUCCCCGGCCGCUUGGCCAAGCUCAGCAAAAGCGGACGGGUGGUGCGUGUGUGUGUUUUUUCCCUCUCGACCGCCCACGCGUUGCAAAAGGGCUCGCCCGGCCCGGCGUGGGAAGGCUGGCUGGCUGGCUGGCUGCCGAGGGGCGCUGUGGCGCGGUUUCGUCCCCUGCAGCUCGGGCCUGGCGGAGGUGGAAGCGUCUUUCCGUUGGCGCUGCUUCCUUCGCCGCCUCCCACUUCCCGUCGUCAGUCCGCUUCGGUCGCGGCCUUGGCAUAGCGGCUGGGGAGAAGUCUCGGGAGAGGCGAGAACCGCGGGCUGAGAGGUAUCCUACCACUUCUUAAAUUACUAUGAGUCUACUACAUAGUAACACAAGUUUUGAAAUCAAUGAUCAAGAGAGUGACUGCUGUGCAGCCAUGGCCAGUGCUUGUAGCGCUGGGACCAAGGAGGAAAGCUUCACUGCCCCCAUCAGCAAUGGUACUGGUGGGACACUUUCAAACUCUUUCAUGGAGGAAACCCAAGGCUAUGAUGUGGAGUUUGACCCACCACUGGAAAGUAAAUAUGAAUGCCCUAUCUGUUUAAUGGCUCUACGGGAAGCAGUACAGACGCCGUGUGGACAUCGUUUUUGCAAAGCUUGCAUUGUCAAAUCCAUAAGAGAUGCAGGCCAUAAAUGUCCAAUAGACAAUGAAAUCUUACUUGAAAAUCAACUCUUCCCGGAUAACUUUGCAAAACGUGAAAUCCUAUCCCUGACAGUGAAAUGUCCCAACAAAGGCUGCAGUCAAAAGAUGGAGCUAAGGCACUUAGAGGACCAUCAGUUACACUGUGGAUUCGCAUCAGAAAAAUGUUCUCAAUGUCAAGGGAUUUUCCAGAAGAACCAGUUGCAAGAACAUAUUAAGCUAGAAUGUCCACGGCGGCAAAUUGCUUGUCCAAAUUGUGCCAUGUGUAUGCCUUACGAAGAAAAAAGGGUUCAUGAUGAAAUAUGCCUUUUGGCAAAUGUCUUCUGUGAAUAUUGUAAUACAGUGCUAAUCAGAGAACAGCUGCCUAAUCAUUAUGAUAAUGACUGCCCUACUGCUCCAGUACCAUGUACCUAUAGUGCAUUUGGAUGUCUAGAAAAGAUGCAGAGAAAUGAUUUGGCGCACCAUGUGCAAGAAUUUACUCAGGUUCAUAUGAGAAUGAUGGCUCAGACUCUUCGGAGCAUCAGUGUUACUACUCCAACUUCCAUGAAUUUUUCUGGAACUUUACCUUUUGACCCAUCACUCUUCUCUCAAGGCAUGCCGCCCUCGUGUGAGUGUAGCCCAGAGGUCCAGAACUUCAAGGAGACUAUUCAGCAACUGGAAGGUCGCUUGGUAAGACAAGAUCACCAAAUUAGAGAACUCAUUGCAAAAAUGGAGACACAACACUCCCAGAUGGGAGAUCUCAAACGCACCAUCCGAACGCUAGAGGAAAAAAUUGCUGACAUUGAAGCCCAACAAUGUAAUGGUAUUUUCCUGUGGAAAAUUGAAAAUUUCAGUGCAUAUCUGAAAGCCCAGGAGGAAGAAAGACCCGUUGUGAUCCAUAGUCCAGGUUUCUACACAGGGAAACCAGGAUAUAAACUUUGCUUGCGUCUGCAUAUCCAGUUACCAAGCGCUCAACGUUGUGCUAACUACAUUUCUCUUUUUGUUCAUACCAUGCAAGGGGACUAUGACAGUCAUCUCCCUUGGCCUUUCCAAGGCACCAUACGUCUAUCAAUUUUGGAUCAGUCUGAAGGAUCUCCAAGACACAACCAUGAAGAAGUAAUGGAUACCAAGCCUGAGUUGCUAGCCUUCCAACGUCCUAUGGUCCAUCGCAACCCAAAGGGCUUUGGAUAUGUAACUUUUAUGCAGUUGCAAGCCCUGAAACAAAGAACAUACAUAAAAGAUGAUAUUCUCUUGGUACGCUGUGAAGUUUUAACACGUUUGGACUUAACCAGUCUCCGAAGAGAAGGUUUUCAGCCUCGUAGUACAGAUGGAACAUCAUAGCCUAUUGUCAAGUCUUGAUUGUUAUGUAAUUAUGAAAAACCAAGCUUGGUUUAAAUUAUUUGGCUCCCUGAGAGGAGCAGCAAAUGAAGCUCCUGUUUCAAAAAGAAAAAAGUCAUAAUGUUAACCUGAGGUAGCAAAAUUCUGGUAGUACCACUUCUUCCUCCUUAGGAAUCUAAAGGCAGCAAUAAUAAAUAAAUAUGCAUUUUAUGCCUUUAUUUUUGCUACAUGAAAAAAAUCUUUCACCUAUAGCAGCUGCUUUUCUAUCUUUUUAUAUGAAGAAUCUGCAGAAUUGUAAAUGAAGCAGAAGUUAGACUGCCAGUCUGGAAAAAUAGUAUGCUUUUCAGGAAAGGGGAAAUCAUUCUGUCAUAAGACAAAAUAUAUAUCUAGUGGAUUCUUUUGCUCUUUUUGGUGAGCUAGAUAACUGACUAUUAUCAGUAGCUGACGUAUGCUAAAAAUUGUAAUUAAAACAGAGCCACUUAAUGUACAAUCAAGAGUGGGCCAAAUUCUAUUGUUAUUUGUCAUUAGAAGAUUUGACAGCUAAAGCUAUAAACAUUGUAUUUGUAUCUCAGAAGUUAAAUUAUGAAAUAUAUCUACAUAAGAGGCAAAUAGAUAGUGGGAUACCUCAGGGUUCUGUCUUGGGCCUAGAAUUCUUCAACAUUUUUAUAAAUUACUUGGAGAAAAGGAUGGAAGGGAAACUUGGUGAAAUAUGCAAAUAGCACAAAGCUAGGAGGAAACACCUCUGAAGACAUGCUCAAGGUUUGAAAUGUUUCAUUAUGCUUGAACAAUUGGACUUUAUGCAAGUAAAUACUAUUCAGUGGCACACACAAAAAUGUCAGGUUUGCACCUAGGUGGAAAAAAAAUCAGAUGCACAGGUAGAAGAUAGAUAGUACCUGGCUCAGCCAUAGUACUUGUGAAAAAGGUCUCAUGAAAAAGAUCUAGUAGACCACAGAUUAAGCGUUAGCCAGGGAAGAAGGCAGAAGAGAACAAUAAAGAUGAUACUUGGAAGGUAAUUCUUAUGAAGAACUGUUUCAAAAACUGGGUUUGUUUAGCCUAAAUAAGAGAAGGGUAAUGGGAGAUAUGACAUCAGUGAUGCCAGUCUUCCAGUGCUUGAAGGGCUGUUGCAGUGAAGAAGGUAUGGAUUUAUUCUGCCUAAUGCCUAAAUGUAGGACAAAAACAAAUGGAUUAUUUCCCAGAACCAUUGGUACUCCUUCAGUGGAGAUUUUUAAGCUAAAGUUGGACAACCACUUGCCUUGGAUUAUCUGAGGAUUCCUACCCUGGGAGGGAAGACUUGGAUUAUAAAGCCUCCAAGCUACCUUCCAAUGGAUUCCAUAGAAUUCCUGUGAUUUCAUAAAUUGAGUAUAUAAGCUAAUCAAUUAGGCCUAAAUUGUUAGGCAUUAUAUAACAAAAACCCAUUAUAUAUAUACAUACAGGUAGUUUGUGAUUUAAGACUCAUCCUCAGGUAGCACAAUUGCACUUCUCCUGCAGUCAACGAUUGCAAUUCAAAUGCUUGGCAACUGUUUCAUAUUUAGUUGCAAUGUUUUGUGGUUAUGUGUUUACAAUUUGUUACCUUCCCAGCUGGCUUCUAACAGGCAAAGUCAAGUGAGAAAGCUGGAUUCAUUUUAAUGACCACAUGAUUCACUUAACAGCAGUAAAAAUGAUUGCAAAAUCUGGUCAUGUGAUAACUUACUUAACAACUGUAUCGCUUAGUAUCUGAAGUUCUGAUCCCAGUUGUCAUAAAUCAAGGACUACCUGUAUAACAUGCAUAAUUGCUCAAUGCUCUUUAUCAUGACAGCGAGAAAGUCAAUAGUCAUAUCUUGGUAGAUUUGGUAUUAAUUACAACUUCAUUCUUGUUUUUUGCCUUCCCAGAGAAUUUAGCGUUAAUCCAUUCUCAACUACCGUUAACAUGCCUUACACAAUGUAAGCCGCCCUGAGUCUUCGGAGAAGGGCGGGAUAUAAAUGUAAAAAACAAACCAAAAAACAUAAUGACAAAUUAGGUUUGAUGUAUCUAAAAGCUCACUGCAGAUCUCUUCUGGAGAAGCUUAAUGAGGCAUCAACCUGAUUGCCUUAGGACAGGGGUCUGCAAACUUGGCUCUUUUAAGAGUGUGGACUUUAACUACCAGAGUUCCUCAGCCAGUAAAUCUGGCUGACGAACUCUGGGAGUUGAAGUCCACACGUCUUAAAAGAGCCAAGUUUGCAGACUCUUGCCUUAGGAAAUCUUUACCCUGAUGAAAUCUUGAGAUAUUCCUUGACUGAUGUUUCCAUGUUGUUAUGUCAUUUGCACUGCUUAAUCCUAUCAUUUGCCCUGUUGCAUUUUAUUAUUAUUUUUUGCACUUGUGAUGAUAAGUUAAAACUGUGAUUUUGCUACAAAUGUUAGAUAUGUUUCAUUUUUAACUGGAAACACUGUUGUAAUCUGUUAGGCUUAAAGGGAAUUCCCCUUCUUUUAAAGGUGAUUUGGGAUAGGCAUAGAUGCUUGCAUUCUGCAGUGUUUUCAGUUUAUUUUGCGGACAUAUUCAGCAUAUAGGUGUUACAAUUUUCAAGAAUGUUAAGGGUUUUUUUAUCCAGCUUCAGAUUGGCUGAUCUGUAACAUUUUUUACCACAACAAUCUGUGUAAUAAUGUGCUACUUUGGUGUAUAAACAUGCUAUUAGUAUUAAUUGUAAAAGUUAUUACCUUGUAUACAGAAGUUUCUGUUCAAAAUUCAUUGGUGUCGACAAGAUCAUUUUGGUGAAAGUGCUCUUGAUAAUGUGACAUGAGAGCAAAAAUGUGGAGUCACGACCAAAGUUAACUAAAGGAGGAAUAUGUGGCUCUGAUGUGUGAAAGAAAAAUAAUCAAGGCAGCUUUACCUUCACUUUGAAAAAAAAAAUACUGAUAGUACUAGUACUGGUGGCAACAGUUAAUUGCCCAAAGACUGCGCUAGUAUUCCAUGAUAACAUAUGACAGUAAACCUGGAGCUCCAUGAGAGCAUAAUCUUUCUUUACAGUUUUAUAAGAAUAAUCAGAGUAUGUUCCCUGCCUUCCAAACAAAUAAAAGCUACAAAGCAAUGAAGCACUCACGGAAAAACUCUCAGAUUUUGAGGGCACCUGUCAGAACACUUCUUGGAGACAAAGCUUAUUUGAACCAAACAUUUCCCAGCAUUUGGGAGUGAAAUAAAGUAUUACUUGGUGCCAUAAUGUGAGUAUGAGAGUGUUAAGGUUACAUAUUCUACAUUUUUAAAGAAGAGAAUCUUACUUGGAAGCAAAAAGUUACAUUACCUUUUCUAAACUCCCACCCCACACAGGCCCUGAAAAUGUGCAUUAUUUCAAAUAAUUGCUUGUCUAUUCAGAAUACAAACCUUUAUAAAUACUGAUUUUUGAACCAUAUAAUUUUCUAUUCUCAUGCUUUUUUAUUAAAAAAACAGUAUAGAUUAUUCUUUAUUUAAACUUGAUCUAAUUGUAAGGAUGUCAUUUUUGAUGAUGUAGAAACUCUUAGUGUGAUAUAUUUUAUUUACUUAUCUAAAAGUAAUUUACUUAUCUAAAAGUAAAUGUCACUCAUUGGAACUAUCUUUUAGUAAGCUAAGAAGAAUGCUGGCAUCUUUAGGUAUUUUUAUAUACAGAAGUAUGUAUUACAAUGUAUCAAUUUACUGCAUAUUUAUAAUGCUAUUUUGAAAAAAAAAUCCCAAUUUUCUAGGGUACAGGUUAUAAAUAGUAAUUUAUUGUAAUAAGCAUUAACCUUUAAGGAAUCAUAUUCCAUUUCAUCAAUAAACUAUUAUGUAGCAUAUCCUGACUUUGUCAGUUGCUGUUGCAGAUUGACAUAAAUCAAAUCCUUUUCUGAUUAAAAAAAAAGGCAAGAGCUAAUUACUAUAUAUAGAUUUAUUUCAGCUUCAGGUAGACAACUGUUAAGUCACCCUGAAUAGACUUUCAGAUAAUGAAAUAUAGGAUUGCAGUCUCAUCUUUUAUUUAAAAAUGGUUUAAUACGUGUCAAGAUUUCUAUUUAAAAUAACUGUACUUUUUAUCUAUAAAUUAAACUAAUUUUAUUUUCCAUCA
Ahaetulla prasina is the source of this 6492-nucleotide messenger RNA. It is a transcript of the gene TRAF6, whose product is annotated as TNF receptor associated factor 6. The coding region runs from base 826 to 2472 and encodes 548 amino acids. NCBI's taxonomy places the organism in Eukaryota, Metazoa, Chordata, Lepidosauria, Squamata, Colubridae. The transcript has 7 exons. Gene Ontology annotation, cellular component: plasma membrane signaling receptor complex. The record is from RefSeq and is a predicted model, not a curated record. Gene Ontology annotation, biological process: tumor necrosis factor-mediated signaling pathway; regulation of canonical NF-kappaB signal transduction; regulation of apoptotic process. Gene Ontology annotation, molecular function: zinc ion binding; ubiquitin protein ligase activity; tumor necrosis factor receptor binding.